Messenger RNA from Alexandromys fortis (reed vole), 6043 nucleotides. RefSeq names its product SUMO specific peptidase 5 (gene Senp5). Gene Ontology annotation, biological process: proteolysis; protein desumoylation. Gene Ontology annotation, cellular component: nucleus. The transcript has 10 exons. The record is from RefSeq and is a predicted model, not a curated record. Bases 216 to 2462 code for a protein of 748 amino acids. Gene Ontology annotation, molecular function: deSUMOylase activity. NCBI's taxonomy places the organism in Eukaryota, Metazoa, Chordata, Mammalia, Rodentia, Cricetidae.
GGAAAGCGGGCGCCGGUAUCGCGCAGCGGCUGGCAGGAAGCUCGGCAGCCCCGCCGGCCGCGAGCAGGCCGGAGUCCCGGUGGCUGGUCGGGCUUCUCCGGGUGUGGGCGUGGGCGAGGCAGCGGUUCCGGCGGCCGCAGCGUUCGUCCAGGCAGCGGGUUAGGUGCCGGGAGCCAAGCACCUAGGUACAUCAGUUCUCAUUAUGCAUCAGAAAAAUGAAAAAACAGAAGAAAAUUCUAUGGAAAAAAGGAAUUCACUUAGCCUUUUCUGAGAAAUGGAAUACUGGGUUUGGAAGCUUUAAGAAGUUCUAUUUUCCUCAAAACUUGUGCUUUCUGAAAGCUAAGCUGGGAAGGCCGGUUGUUUGGGGUCAACAGCUGAGGCAUUUCCAGUGUAGUAAGAAGGGUCCUCACAUCCAGAAGUCAUGGAUUCAGGAUGUGCCGCUUUGUGCAAAGGCCAGGUCUGGAGUGGCUGCUCAGAAUGGUAGCACUUUGUAUGCCAAAGUGAGCAGGAAGGACACCAAGCACUUCCUUUCUUCCUCAAGGAGCUUCCUGAAACUCCAAGCAGAUAAGUUACUGUCAUCAGCAAAGAACUUGGACCAUGGAUACUGCAGAGAGAAAAGGCUCCUGACGGCAGUCACUAGCUUGUCAACAAAUACUGUCUUAGGUAAGGCCAGUGGUCACAAACCUAGGACAGGCCCACAGGCUUCAGACUUUCCCAUGAAGUUCAAUGGGGAGAGCCAAAGUCCAGGUGAGAGCGGCAAGAUUGUGGUCUUGAACAAACAUAGAAAGCGUGUCUGUUAUGGCUGCUACCAAGGGCUAGAGCACCACAGGAAUGGGAAACCCUUGAUUCCGAAAAAGUUCCAACUUAAUCAACAUCGAAGAGUCAAAGUGUCUCUUAUGAUGCAUGAGAAAUUAUCCAUGAUUAGAUUUCGGUAUAGGAUUUUCAGAUCCCAGCACUUCAGAACGAAAAACAGAGUUUGCAAGCUAAGAAAAGCCCAGAGGAGCUGGGUACAGAAGGUUGCUGGGGACCAUCAAGAGAACCGUAGGGAUAACACUGAGGCUGGCAGUUGCAGCCCGGUCCCUUCCCCAGAACCUGAGGACCCUUGUCAGUGUCAGCCAUUCCUUACAGACAUGGAUGGCAGUGCCGUGGUGAAGGGAAAGAACUUGCAUGUGCCUGAUGGUCACACUAAAGAAAGCCCUUUCUUGGACAAGGAGCGCAAUGUAGAUGAAGCCUUCCCUGAGCAACAGAAUGGCUCUACCACAUACGCCUGGGACCAAUCACCCUCUUCUAAAUGGGAGUGUACAGAGCAAAUUCACGAGAUCCCUUUAACAGAACAUCCUCCUAGUAACAAGCUCACUUCGGAAACGGAAAGAGCAGUUCUGACUCUGGGUCAGGAGAGUGGGACAGGUGCUGUCAGUGACGACAGAGUAAGACUGCCAGUGUCUGGAGCAGAUACAUCUGUGGGUGCUGUGGAUGGGCCUGUGUCUGAAGAGCCUCCUCAGAACGAGCACUUCCAGAUGGAGGAGGAUGGGUCUGUUAAGCAGAACAUCCUUAGUUCUAAACUGCUGGACCACCCUUACUGUAAAAGUCCCCUGGAUGCCCCCUUGGUGUGCAGUGAACUCAAAGCAGAAAACCAAAUGGCGGGUGGCAAGGGCAGUCAGAAAGCGUCUCCCGUGGAUGAUGAGCAGCUGUCAGCCUGCCUCUCCGGAUUCCUAGAUGAGGUUAUGAAAAAGUAUGGAAGUUUGGUCCCACUCAGUGAAAAAGAUGUCCUUGGGAGAUUAAAAGAUGUCUUUAAUGAAGACUUUUCUAAUAGAAAACCAUUUAUCAAUAGAGAAAUAACAAACUACCGGGCCAGACAUCAAAAGUGCAACUUCCGCAUCUUCUACAAUAAGCACAUGCUAGACAUGGAUGACCUGGCAACCCUGGAUGGUCAGAAUUGGUUGAAUGACCAGGUCAUUAAUAUGUAUGGUGAGCUGAUAAUGGAUGCAGUCCCAGACAAAGUCCAUUUCUUCAACAGCUUUUUCCACAGACAGCUGGUAACCAAAGGCUAUAAUGGAGUUAAGAGAUGGACUAAAAAGGUGGAUUUGUUUAAAAAGAGCCUUCUGCUGAUUCCUAUCCACCUGGAAGUCCACUGGUCUCUCAUUACUGUGACGCUCUCCAAUCGAAUUAUUUCAUUUUAUGAUUCCCAAGGCAUUCAUUUUAAAUUUUGUGUAGAGAAUAUAAGAAAGUAUUUGCUGACUGAAGCCAGAGAAAAAAACAGACCUGAAUUUCUUCAGGGUUGGCAGACUGCUGUUACAAAGUGUAUUCCACAACAGAAGAAUGACAGUGACUGUGGAGUCUUUGUGCUCCAGUACUGCAAGUGCCUCGCCCUAGAGCAGCCUUUCCAGUUUUCUCAAGAAGACAUGCCUCGGGUACGGAAGAGGAUCUAUAAGGAGCUGUGUGAGUGUCGGCUCCUGGACUGAGACUCAGCAGGGACUCUGAAAGACUGGCCAUGUUGGAGCAAAUGGUUUGUUACUUGAAUCUCCAAACACUUACUGAAUUUUUACAGAUAUUUCAGAUUGGUGGUAUUGGGCCACUAUUGUUACCUCAAAUUAUUUUUGCCCUUCUUCAUUUCUCCUGCUAUCAUGUACUUUUUUAAAUGUUCGGUUUAGUUUCAUUUUAACUUUAUGGAUUCCAUACAUCCCUCCCAUAUUUAAUAUUUAUUAUCCAAACGCAUGCGUAUAGACAGAGCAUGCAGUAAAGAGUAUUAAAAAAAAGCCUAGUAGAUUUGGUGCAGCUUUUGAAACAUAGUUAGAUGUGAACUGAAUACAGGUUUAAAAUUUAACCCCAGAACCUAAAAAUGCAAGAUGUUUUUGAUACAGUGUAGCUCAGAAUAGAUGUUUCCUAUGGCAUAAAGGGGUAGCUAGGAGUGGUUGUGAAAAAGCCAGUCAUGUUUUACUUAAAUGAGCGGCACCUUUUGCUGAUGUCCCUCAGAUGAGUCUCUGAGCAUGAGAUGCCUUCCUUCCGAGGGGAGACGGGACUGUUCUGCUUAGGGACACAGUGCUAGCAAGCACAGUGCUGAUUUGAGAAAAGAGUUAAGGUAUGAGAGAAAAAAAGAAAAAAAAAAGCAGCAUCCUUGGGGGCCAGUUACCUUAAAGAAAGGUUUCUUUUGUUUUGUUGUUUUGAGACAAGGUCUCACUAUGUAGCCCAAGCUGUACUAGAACUCACAGUAGUUAGGCUGGUCUGGAACUCAGGCCAAUCAUGUCUGUUCCCCAGGGCUGGUAAUACAGGUGCAUACUAAUAUACCCUACAGUAAGAUUUCCAUUUUGGUCUUAAGAAUUAUAAUGGAUUAAAUCUCAUAAAGGUUUCUUGGGAUGCUAAACUUUUUUCUGGGUUUGACUUGUGAAAAAAAAAACUUGGCAUCCACCAAAUCAAUGGUUAAAUGAAAAUUAGGCUUUUCAUAAAAGUAAUUUGCUAGUUAUCACCUCUCUCUGUUGCCUCCCAUGUUCUCCAAGGUAUUACAGAUUUACCAACAAUGUUUCUGCUUUAAGAUGUCUGAGAUACAAACAUUCAGAGUAGAAGACUGGCGAGGUCUUACACAUAGUGGGAGAAGAAGGGAGGCAACACCGAGGUCUCUAGGAGAGCACGUGAGGAAUGUUUUUUAGUCUUUUCUGGUGGCUCAGCAUCUUGAAGGGCUCUAUUGGCUUCUGUAAGAAUAAUCUGAAUCCCGUACUCAAAAACUGCCUGUUUAUUUAACUCCAUCCUCUAGGGACAGGCUGUUCUGUUAGGAGGAAAGUGGUGAUUUUGCAUCUUUAGGGUGGCCCUUUGUGACAUGUUUUAAAGGAAAAUAAGUAAGAUGCAUAGUAAGCCUAACUAGUUAUUUUUUCUGAAUUGAAGGAGGCAAGAGUAAUGAACCAAGUAAAUGACAGAAGAAAACUGACAGUUUUCUUCUUGUUGUUUGAAAAACAAAAAAGGUAAAAUGUCUGAGCAGGGCUUACUGCCGCAGUAAGGGUUGACCCUCUGUAGCGGUAUGGACCCUGGGCAGUAGCCUUAGCUCACUCCUCUCCUUAAUCACCUAGCCUCAAAAGGCCUAAGCAUAAAGCCAGGUCAGCAUUUCUUGUGCUUCAGGUCAUUAAAAGAGAGUAGAGGCACUUUAUGUUGUCACAGGUAGAGGUUGUGUCACCACUGGGGAUGAUGAAAAGUUAGAGGAAGUAAACCUCUUCUGUUCUUAUGGUUCUGGGGACUGUGUGUUAGGCAAGUGCUCUACCACUGAGCCUCCUUUGUGCUUUUUGAAUUUCGAGACAGGGUGUCAUGAAGUUGUCUGCGUUGGUCUUGAAUUUACUCUGUGGCUAAGCCUGGCUUUGUUUAUACUCCUGACACCCAAGGAGCUGGAAUUACAGUCAGCCAUGUCAGGCCAGACUGCCUAAAGAUCUCUUAUGGAAGGGGUUUGGGGAGCAGGGUCUCAAGUGUAAGGCUAGCCUCAAACUCUUUAUGUAGCCGAAGAUGACUUUGAAUUCCCAGUCCUCUCCCAGAUGCUAGGAUUAUAUAGGUCUGUGUCACCAAGCUAAAGAUCUGGUCUUAAGAUUUUCAGACAUAAUCACACCAGCAUGAACUUCUUUAAAAUUUAUAGCAUGGGUUUUGUUGCUGUGCCUAUACUGUUUCAGCCAGCGAUGAGAUAAUUGACUCAAAAUGUCUCCAACUUUUAAAAAUCUUGUGAGGAAUUAUCUCACUUCCCCAGUAACAGACCUUUCAUAGAGAAGUUACAGUUGUGUUCGAGAAUCUUGUCGAAAUAGGGUCUUUGUUUACCCCAGGCUGGCCUCAACCUUGCAGUCCUUCUGCCUCAGCCUCCCUGAUGUUUGGGUUACAUGGGUGCACUAGUAGUUUCGAUGCCUGGGAGAACCUUAAUGUCCAGAGCCUGAGUUGCCACUUCUCCAGUCUGAGAAAUGGUCACGUCGGCACGGAAGCAUGCAGGAAUGAACAGAGACUCAGUUGUCCAGGUCUAAGUAGCUACUCUUUUCCUUCUAACAAGAUCAGCAUCUUCAGAUGGACUGUUGAGCUUGCUUUAGCCUCAAUGCUGGAUGUUCUGAGUAUGUUCUAAGUCUGUUUCUGUCAUUAGUGAGCCUUGGUUUUAAAAUACAUAGUUGCUCUUUCUCCUCUUGUGAUUACAUGUAAACUUCUGUUUAGCUUUCAAGUCCUAGAUUGCAGAAUUUUUUGUCUUGAUGUUUACAGCAAUGCUUUGCUGUCACUGGCUUGGCGCUGAACUGUUGAUGCCCAUAAAGUAGGCAGACUUUAUGUCACUGGGAUGAAUGUAAACCCUGCACAAACUUAAAGCUAUUCAUAUAUGACGAGCCUUCAAUAAGCUGCCCAGUCCUCCUGGCAAACUUAUCUGGCUGUAUUUGCUUCUCUCCAGUGUUCUUUCCUUUUGUUACAUUUCUAGUAAUGAAUAUAGAUUUAAUGCAUCUUUUAGUUUUCUUAGGCAAUCAUGAGAAUUAACUUUCAGUUCGCUGCUCAAGGAAGAGAAAAGCAGUUGCUGCCAAUAAUUUCACAGUGCGUUUUGGCUUUGCACUGUAUUCUGUGUUUACUAUUGAAUAUGAAUAUCAUGGUUAUCUUGAAUUUAUGGUUGGAGUACAACAGUAACAGACCUAACUGGGGACACAGCCAGUACUUGCCUAAUGUAAGUUGUCCCUUUUCUCUGCCAUGUGGUUCACUGUUUCCGUCCCCGCAAUAGAAGCAAUGGGGGUCUGAGUGGGUCACGGUGAGAAACAGUGAGUUAAUACUGUACAUUAAAUACACUGAUUAUCUGCUCUGCUUCAUAUGUUAAGAGACCAGGUUAAUCUUAUACAGCACAACUUCUGCUGUGUGCUAGGCUCUGCCUCCUGGCUGGUAGAUAACCUAAGAUCUGGGGAAUAGCACCCAAGAAGUGCUAUUAUAUUUGGGGUUACAAAAGCAGACCUAGACAAGUUGUUCGCUUGAAAGAUUAUGAUCAUGUAAAAUUACAGUCAGUACUCAACCCUUCUAGCAAAAUAUUUUUUUGAAAAAUAAACUAAAUGCCUUUAUAAACAUG